GUUUGAGCGACGCUGUGUGAAGUUAAUAUGGCCGCCACGCAGGCGCACGAUACGCUUCACGCGGUUCCCGUUUCUUCGUUCGUCGAUCCUUCCGUUCCACAGCCAUCUCGAGCGACUGACGUGCCGAUUCAGCUAUAGAGAAAAAUGGAGAACGAUUUGGGAAAUCUGGUCGAUUUGUACAUUCCCCGCAAAUGCUCGGCGAGUAACCGCAUUAUCCAUGCUAAAGAUCAUGCAUCUAUACAAUUAACUCUGGCUGAUGUUGACCCAGAAACGGGACGCAUGACCGACACUCACAAGAUGUAUGCAAUCUGUGGAGCAAUUCGUCGUAUGGGUGAGUCUGACGAUUGCAUCGUGAGAUUGACAAAAAACGAUGGAUUACUAUCUAAAAACUUUUAAUCUAAGUUAUGUAACAAGGUUAUUUUCAAUAAAUUAAAAAAGAUAAAACAGA
Messenger RNA from Solenopsis invicta (red fire ant), 448 nucleotides. RefSeq names its product 40S ribosomal protein S21 (gene RpS21). The record is from RefSeq and is a predicted model, not a curated record. The coding region runs from base 145 to 396 and encodes 83 amino acids. NCBI's taxonomy places the organism in Eukaryota, Metazoa, Arthropoda, Insecta, Hymenoptera, Formicidae. The transcript has 4 exons. Gene Ontology annotation, cellular component: ribosome; cytosolic small ribosomal subunit. Gene Ontology annotation, molecular function: structural constituent of ribosome. Gene Ontology annotation, biological process: translation; endonucleolytic cleavage in ITS1 to separate SSU-rRNA from 5.8S rRNA and LSU-rRNA from tricistronic rRNA transcript (SSU-rRNA, 5.8S rRNA, LSU-rRNA); endonucleolytic cleavage to generate mature 3'-end of SSU-rRNA from (SSU-rRNA, 5.8S rRNA, LSU-rRNA).